Molecule: messenger RNA, 1791 nt
Organism: Symbiodinium sp. CCMP2456
Lineage: Eukaryota; Dinophyceae; Suessiales; Symbiodiniaceae
Source: the annotation of a GenBank genome assembly
AUGACCACAGACGGAACGGAGGACUCUCUUGAGAGACAGCCGGAGGAGGAGAGAGGGGUCGCAGCCCAGAGUGCUGUCUACAGUUUCGAAGAUGUUCAGAAGAUCUUGGCGCCGCCAGAGAGUGAUCAGGCUAAUUGGCCUGGAGGUCUGGAGUUGUGCAGCUUGCGGCGAGUGCUUUGGCUCCCGCCGGGUUGGGGCCAAGCUUGGACGAAAGAUCCCAACGGCUUCAGGCGUAAAGUCUUCGUGGCACCCAAGAAUCUGGGAUCCAAGAUUGUUCAUCAUAAGUCGAUGGUCCAGGCCGCGUAUGAUCACGAGCUGGUACCCGUGGACCAGAAAGGCAGACAUCUCCCGAGGAAGUUUCCAAAUCACUGGCCCAGCUGGCUCCCGAAAAGCUGGCAGAUGACUUUCGAUGGGCUCUCCAGCGAACCCUCCUUCCGGAGUCCCUCUGAGGAGCUUUUCAACUCUGAGGAGGCCGUAAAGCGACAUCUUGUGGAGAUCGGCGCCCUGGAGAAGCCCAAAGUUGCCCCCAAAGCCAAGGCCAAGGCGCAAGGCAAAGCGAGGCAGAAAAAGACGGGCUUCCUGCCGGAGCCUGCGAAGAAGCUGCGAAGGCUGCGGAAGCUGGCCCCGGAGGAAUGCCAGGUACCUGAGGACUUCGAGGUGCCGCCUCCGCCCCCGAAGCCGCUGCCAAGCCACCUGCGGCGCCUUCGGAGGGUCGGCGACCGGAAAAUAACCGAGGCAGCUAAGAAGGAGGAAGAGGAGCCAACGCCCCCGACUGUGAAUUUGGAGAACCUCACCGCUGAGGAACGUGAUUAUUUGGAAAAUCAUCCGCUGUAUAUCAAAAUCCACCAACGGGGCUACCCGAUACCUAUUGGUGAUUUGGACAUCCUGGCGCUGCGCCCUUUCAUCCCCAUGGAGUUUGGAGGCUCCGGCAAACAACUGCAGCCAAGCGUGGCACAGCAGCAGGUUUCAGACGAGAUCCGGGCUGAGUGCAGCUUGCGCAAGCAAGUGCCCAGUGAGCUUCAGCUGACAGCGGAGCAGAUUUCUUGGAUUUGGCAGCGGAACCUCUUCCACACUCGGCAGAAGGUGGAUGAGGUCGCCAAGGCGCACGAGGUGUCGGCAAGGACGCCGAAGACGCGCCACCGACAGAGUGCAUCCAGGACUCGAAGAGCCACCGUGCAGCUCUUCCAGGGGAACACAAGUUCCGGUGAGAGUCCGGCCAUCAACAAAUGGGACCUCAUCCACGAGAACGACCAGCCAAAAUACCGCGAAGAGAUCCUGAAGAGGAUUGCUGAGUGCUUUUCCUCCAUCAAGGGCGUCCCUGUCGUGUUCCUUUCGGCCAAGUAUAAUCUCAACUUGCCUAUGCUCAUGACGCGAAGCCUAGCGCUCUACAAGAGGUGGUGUGCACGGCUUCCCACAAGCAGGUUGAACAGCUGGCUUCAGGCUUGGAUGCUGCGCUGGCCUCCUCCCUGGAGAAAUGGGCAGAAGUGCAGCAUCAAGUACAUGACGCAGACACGGGCAAGGCCACCGACGUUUGUCCUGUGGACGAACUCCGCCUACGGUGAGUUUCCCAAGAACUACAUCAGGCAAAUGCAGAAUGCGAUGCGGGACGAGUUCAGAAUAAGCGGCGUGCCGCUUAGUUUCAACAUCCGCUCCACCUUGAUGCCAAAGCCGCGCAAGAAGCUUUCGAAGAAAGACAUACUGAAGUGGAAGCGCAUGGGCCCAAAGCAGGCGAAGGUUGCUGAAAAUCUCAACUCCAAAAAGAUGCCGAGGCCCCUGCGGCAGAUCGACUGA